Molecule: messenger RNA, 1418 nt
Organism: Ornithodoros turicata
Lineage: Eukaryota; Metazoa; Arthropoda; Arachnida; Ixodida; Argasidae
Product: leucine-rich repeat and fibronectin type-III domain-containing protein 5-like
Exons: 4
Coding region: 36-1013 (325 amino acids)
Cellular component (GO): membrane
Molecular function (GO): protein binding
Source: RefSeq, a predicted model, not a curated record
GGCUGGUUUGACAUAUCGCAGCCGGCGAUAAUCAGAUGCUGUUCCGCUGGACGAUGUGCCGGUCGCUGGCCUUUCUGCUCGUCAUACACUGUGCAGCGGCUGGAGCGCUGUACAGUGCCUGUCCCAACGAAGCCUUCAUCUACCCCUGUAAAUGCGCUUACACUGCCAUCGGGUUCCGAGUCAUCUGCGCCGGCGUCAGCAGCAGUGCCGCGCUGCGCACCCCUUUCCUCUACCUGGCCUCGUACAAGCUGCACACGCUGGCGUUGAAGAACGCCAAUCUCACGGUGUGCGCCGACUUCUUCGCCGGCCUCGACGUGGGAUCCAUCAAGUUGGAAGACUCCGACUUCCGCGUUACCACCGGUACGGGUGUCGGCAGGAAGCUUCUCAGCUUCGGUCGCUCCACGUUCGAGAGCCUCGAAGAUAAGCUGGAGGUGCUGUACGUCAGGCGUUCCCAACUGGACCUGGGAAACACGAACCUCGGACCCAUGAAGAGGCUCGUCAACUUCAGCAUCAACCGCAGCCGCAUCCGCGUCCUGCGUAAGACGUGGUUCGACGGGCUCAGUCAGUUGCGUUCCUUCGCCAUGGACAGUUCCGAGGUGGAGAGCGUGGAAGACGAGGCCCUGUCUGGCCUCGCCAACGUCAACAUGCUCGUCUGGAAGACCAGUGGACUGACUCACCUGAGAAGGAAUUAUUUUCCCCCCAUUGCGUACGAGCUCACGUACCUAGACCUCAGCGAUAACAAGCUGAGCAGUCUUCCCGACGACAUCUUCACCAGCAUGCCAGUGUUAGAGACGGUGCUCCUGAGCAGGAACGCGUUCCACGUCCUUCUCAGGCAACCUUGGGUCCCCGUUCUUCAACACAUCAAGUCCGUCCACCUCGAUGGCAACCCUCUGGUAUGCAACACCACUUGCCAAUGGCUCGUCGAAGACCUGGCGGACAAGGUGUCCGGCACUUGCGCCGCACCCCCGGCACUGGCAGGGAGGGCAAUAAAUUCCAUACACAGCAUGCAGUGAAGGCAGUGCAUGGCUCUUCCAAGAUGGCGACGUUCCUUUCGUCGUGUGGCUCCACGAACUGCAUCCGCACAGACAACGCGGCCUCGUCAGUUAUGUGCCGCCGACAACAGACAGAAUCUCGACGGCUGCCACUCUGUACAAAAGACUCAGAAGCGCAAAUACCACGUAGGGACAAACGGAAUUGAGUGCACUACCCCCGACUGCUGCAUUGAAGUGCGGUGUAAAAGUGCAUCAACUCGUGGAACGUGAAGGCCUCGUUCGAAGGUAGUGAUGUGGAAGGCCUGCCGAUAUGGCGGCGUGUCGCAUUGACAGCACAGUUCCGACACGAUGACAGGCCAGUGCCCUGACAUGUCAUCAUAUCGCAAGCAGGCAAAACAGCUCCGCAAUAAAAACAUUCCCAAGUUA